AAAAGCUUUCCAUAAAUCAAAAUCACAUCUUUCUACUUCUCCCAAAUCGGAAUCACUUACAUUGAAACCCUAGAAUCAUGGCAACCACACCGGCAAUGCAAACGACGUUCGUGUCAUCGACGAGCUUUCUGAAACAAGCGAGACCUUCUUCUUCGUGGGGAUCAUCAUCACCGAACAAUGUGAUUCUUCCCAAAAACAAGAGAUCUUCUUCUUCCUCCGUAGUUGUCGCCGCCGUCGGUGAUGUCUCUUCUGACGGAACUAUCUACUUGAUCGGAGGAGCCAUCGCUGUUGCUCUGGUCGGAACUGCAUUCCCGAUCCUCUUCAAACGCCAAGACACGUGUCCGGAAUGUGACGGAGCAGGAUUUGUGAGAAAGGGAAGAGCCACUCUGAGGGCGAAUGCGGCACGCAAGGAUCUUCCUCAGAUCGUUUGCGCAAACUGCAAUGGACUCGGAAAGCUUAACCAGAUUGACAAAUCAUCCUAAUUAUUAUUAUUAUUAUUAUUAUUAUUAUUUUUUUUUUGGACAAAGACAAAUCAUAAUAAUUAUAUACCUAUCUCCUGUUUCUCUUAAAAGACGAUUGUAAAAGAUUGAUCAAAGCUUUUCUGAUUGAUACUUGAAAGAGAAUACAACUUGCUCCUUA
Molecule: messenger RNA, 639 nt
Organism: Camelina sativa (false flax)
Lineage: Eukaryota; Viridiplantae; Streptophyta; Magnoliopsida; Brassicales; Brassicaceae
Cellular component (GO): chloroplast thylakoid membrane
Source: RefSeq, a predicted model, not a curated record